Clupea harengus (Atlantic herring) is the source of this 3372-nucleotide messenger RNA. It is a transcript of the gene bpgm, whose product is annotated as 2,3-bisphosphoglycerate mutase. Gene Ontology annotation, biological process: glycolytic process. NCBI's taxonomy places the organism in Eukaryota, Metazoa, Chordata, Actinopteri, Clupeiformes, Clupeidae. The record is from RefSeq and is a predicted model, not a curated record. Gene Ontology annotation, molecular function: intramolecular phosphotransferase activity.
ACGUGGGUAGGUGUACGCGUAGUGUGUGUGCGCGCAAUUUGCUAUGCUAUGUUUCUAUCGACAACCCUGCACGCUCCGACCGACUAGACGUCUCACUUACUAACCUAAAGGCGAGUAAAAUUAGAAGGAUAGUAUAUACAUUUUUAUUUUUGUGAAAUUGUGCCCGCUCAAUCAAGUGCUGCAUUCUGUUGUCUGAGAUGUCAAAGCACAAACUGUUCCUCUUGAGACAUGGGGAAGGAGCCUGGAUCAAGGAGAACCGAUUCUGCAGCUGGGUCGACCAGAAGCUGAGCGAGGCUGGCAUUGUGGAGGCCCAGGAAUGCGGAAGGCUUCUGAAGGAGCAGGGCUACAAGUUCGACCGAGUCUUCACCUCCCUGCUCAGCCGCUCCAUCCACACCGCCUGGCUGGUCAUUGAGGCCAUGGGCGAGGAGUGGGUCCCCGUCACUAAGUCCUGGCGGCUGAACGAGCGCCACUACGGCGCGCUAAUCGGCCUCAACCGGGCAGAGAUGGCCCUGAACCACGGAGAGGAGCAGGUGAAGCAAUGGAGGAGGAGCUACGACAUUACCCCGCCCCCCAUCGAUGAGUCGCACCCAUACUUCUCUGAAAUCUACAAUGACCGGCGCUACAGCACAUGUGACGUCCCCACGGAGCAGCUGCCACGGUCCGAGAGCCUGAAGGAGGUGUUGGACCGGCUCCUGCCCUACUGGAAUGAAGUCAUUGUCCCAGAGAUUAAGAGUGGCCACACCGUGCUCAUCUCGGCACAUGGAAACAGCUGUAGAGCCCUGCUCAAACACAUAGAAAACAUUUCAGCGAAGGACAUCGUCGGUGUGACUUUACCCACUGGGACUCCUGUGUUACUGGAGCUGGAUGAGGAUUUGAAGCCUGUGAAGCCACGGCAACUUCUGGGAGACCAGGAGAAGAUUCAGGCAGCCAUCAAAAAAGUGGAAGACCAGGGGAAGGUCAAUGCAUCCAGCAAGUAAGGGUUUGUACAGAAAACAGGCCUGCUGUUGGUCUGGCUAUUGUCUGCAGGAUAUCACCAGGGAAGUACACACUUCUGCCCAUUUGUUACUUAAACUCACACCAUAGAUAGUAGGAAAACACAUCAACCACUCUAGGCAAAAUUAGUUAAACAAGAUAUUGUUUAGAUACAAGAGACCUCUGCCUCAUGAUAUAUCAGAAAUAUUUGGCUCAAUUCCUCGCCUGUAUUCUUUUGUGUGAUGCCUGCACACCCCCCUUACAGAGUGGAGGUCUCCCAGAGUUAAGUGUUUUGUUUGUGUUUGCUUUUCCAACAUGUGUUAGUGGUAGGCAUCGAACUGGCCAUAUGGCGCACUGAAAUAGUUUGUGAUUAGCUCUUUUCAAAGCAAAGAGUACUGUAAAACACUCCUAAUACUUGUCUUGUGCUGUACCUCGACACAUGGUAUCUUCCACUGAAACAUGUGAUGAGCUGUUGUGAGAAGACAGGACAAAGGAAGUGAGAUGAGGUGAAAGGUCAGUGAAAGUGUGUGCUGUUGGGUUAGGUUGAGUUGGUUAAGGGAGAGAAGACCAGAGGUGCCUUACGUUUCGGUCAGUGAGAAACCUCUAUCUGCCGCUUGUCAUGCUGGUUGGUUGGUCGAUCAACUGGCUCAAAACAAUAGGUCAAACAUUUUUGUAGAAUAUACAGAAUAGUAAACAGAUAGAAUAAACAGUCCGUUGCCUCAAGAUGAGUUCAAGUAAGGCCCCAUGAUGCAUACGCAUAGCUCCAUUGAAUCGUCAAUCAAUAUGUCUUUUUAACUGUGAUCUCCAAUUAAUUAUGGGUUUUACAGCUAAGCUGGAAGGCUAAAUCAAAAACGUCAUCCAAUGUAGAUACAUUGUAACUUUAAAUUACAUUUUAAAAAGGUAUGCACUAAUAGGUGACAAACUGUGACACUUUAUUGGAGAGGGUGAAAAAUAGCUUUCAUCAGCCUAAGUCUUAGAAGUUAAGCUAGGACCAACAAGCAAGUAUCAAAGACCAAACAUAUACUCAUCUUAAGGUGACAGACUUGAGCUGAAUGUUCAACAAACCUCUGUGCACCUAAAUGAUUAUGACAACUGGCAUUUAUAUGAAGUGAUUAGGUAGUUACCAACCAUCUAUCAAGCACUGAACACACGUACAUUACCUCUAUCUAGAAGGGGUAAUUCAUUCCAAGCUGUAUGGUGAGCCUGUUUACAUAUUCCCUGCAUGACAAAGUCUGAAAACGUUUGCUCUCUCCUCUCACCUGAAGAAACAAAAGCAAGGUAAAAUUCAAAUGAAGAAACGGUGUGGUAAUUUAGCAGUGAUAUGCACUGGUAUUUUUUUUUUUAUCCUUGUAUGCUUUUAUUAAUAAGGACUGAUGAAUUAAAAUGCAAUUUACUGCAUAGAAUGCAGAUGAUGAUUUCCUUAGAAGCAGCAUUACUACCCUUGCUGAAGUUACUGAAAUAUGGCACAUAAAGAGGAACUCCAAAAAUAACUUUGUGUGUAGAUUAUAUGAAUAUGGAUGCCAUAGUGUGAUGUAUCAGUAAAGCAGAUAUAUCUGAGUGUAACUUGCAAUCACCUAGUGUUUGAAAAUUAGGUAUGUUUUCAGGAAUUUUCAGCAUAGAAAGAUUUGUCACCAUGAAUUAUCUCAGAAUACGGCAGUUCUUCUAUGCAUUUGACACUGUUAAUAACAGGCCUUUGUUUUAAGCUAACUCUGGGUAUUUUAUGUGUUUCGUCUAUUUAUAAUGUUAUUGUUCAUUGUUUAUGAAUACUGUAUGUGUUGUGUUUCUUGUGCAAGACCACUGAGCAGAAGUGUGUUUUUAUUUACAUAAAAUAGGGAGCUUUGUUACUUCAUGCGGUUCAAACUAGUAUUAAGCUGAUGUUUAAGCUAUGUGUUAUAUAAGCAUAUAAUACUGAAUCCAUUCGAUUGUCAAAGUGACUGCCAUUGACUGAAAUAAUUUGCUUAUCACUGUGUGGACUUGAACAAAAUGACCUGGUGUGAAGUUCCUCAUGAGUUUAGGGGAAGUAUGAGUAAAGGUCAUGACUGAAUUGGUUUAGAGAAAAUAAACCAUAGAGAUGUGAGUUGAUAUGCUGUGCGAACAUUUCUACAGUGUUUCCUAACCAUAUUUUGCAACGUAUGAUGUAUAUCUAAUGUAUAUUUUGGCUCAUCUACUUUGUGUUUUCAUACAACUUGUGGCCAAGAGUGAGCACAGUAGUUUCAUAUUGCUCAGGUAGAGUUCCUUUUGUAUAAUCUCAAAAUGAGCUGCCACAGUUGUCCCAUCAUGAAACUCAACUCACACUCUACACAUUUGUAACUAAAGUGCUGUGACUGCUGAAAUGUUCCCCUUUGAAAUUGCUAUGUUUUGCAUACAGGGCAAAAAUGUAAUUAAAAGGCUCAAAAAGUG